UCUCUUUCUCUAAUAAUAUGAGAAGUUCAGAACUAAUUUCCGGAACGCUUACCAUUAACAAAUCCACCGACGGAAAACCUCGUACCGAUACACCACCUUAAUCGCCGAUCGCCGGUGGUUACUGUUACGUCAUGCAUCAUCAUCAACAACACCAAAAAUCCGUCCACUUUGAACCGGGCUAUCGCCGUCCGGUUCGAAAUGUGACGCCGCUGGCAAUCGCGCCGCCGUUACUCCCGCGCGUGUUCACCCCCGUCCUGAGCCCCACCCAGCGGCGGCGCGUGGCCAUCGCCGUCGACCUCAGCGACGAGAGCGCGUUCGCCGUGAGAUGGGCCGUCCGGCAUUACCUCCGGCCGGGGGACGGCGUGGUCCUGCUCCACGUCCAGCCAACCGCCGUGCUCUACGGAGCCGACUGGGGGAUCUCCACUCCCUCCGACCACGCGCCGCCGCCGCCGCCGCAGACGGCGGCGGAGGAGGAGGAUAUCAUCGACGAUUUGACGAGCGCGAAAGCGGAGCAUCUAGCGGAGCCGCUGGUGAACGCGAACGUGCCGUUCACAAUCCACAUAGUGAAAGAUCACGAUCUGAAGGAGAGGCUGUGCUUAGAGGUGGAGCGGCUGGGGCUGAGCGCCAUGAUAAUGGGGAGCCGAGGUUUCGGGUCGCCGUCGAAAAGGGGGAGCAAGGUGGAGAGACUUGGGAGCGUGAGUGACUAUUGCGUCCACCAUUGCAUCUGCCCCGUGGUGGUGGUGAGAUAUCCCGACGGAGACGGCGGCGGCGGGGCGGCGACCGAGGUGGUGGUGGAUCUCCACCCUGUUCCGGAGGAUAAAGAAUACGAGUACCACGAUAAUGCUGACGAUGAAGUGGAUGAACUUGAAGGUGUUUGAGCCAUGCUUUACAUGAGCUUCAUCCCCUUGUCCCAAACUCAGGUGGUGUAUUGUGUUCAAAAAAUUUCCGUCAUUAUAAAUGAAAAUUACAAUUUC
Molecule: messenger RNA, 974 nt
Organism: Ipomoea nil (Japanese morning glory)
Lineage: Eukaryota; Viridiplantae; Streptophyta; Magnoliopsida; Solanales; Convolvulaceae
Product: universal stress protein PHOS32-like
Exons: 1
Coding region: 132-878 (248 amino acids)
Source: RefSeq, a predicted model, not a curated record